Eriocheir sinensis (Chinese mitten crab) is the source of this 402-nucleotide messenger RNA. RefSeq names its product fat-like cadherin-related tumor suppressor homolog. Bases 1 to 402 code for a protein of 133 amino acids. The transcript has 4 exons. Gene Ontology annotation, biological process: homophilic cell-cell adhesion. Gene Ontology annotation, molecular function: calcium ion binding. The record is from RefSeq and is a predicted model, not a curated record. Gene Ontology annotation, cellular component: membrane. Lineage: Eukaryota; Metazoa; Arthropoda; Malacostraca; Decapoda; Varunidae.
AUGGACGUGAAUGACAACGAGCCGGUGUUCCUCAACCAGCCCUUCCACGCCCUGGUGUCCACCGUGUCUCCGCGCAGCCACGUGGUCACUAAGGUGCAUGCAGUAGACGCUGACUCUGGGGAGUUCGGAAGUGUCCGCUACGAGCUGGUGCGAGGCAGCGGUGAGCUCUUCGCCGUGAAUAAAAAGACGGGUGAAAUUUCCCUGAAGCAGACCCUGAUGGCGGCCGACAAGACCUACAGCCUCACCGUUGCUGCCUACGACGGGGGAAAGCCUCCCCUCAGCUCACAGGCCCAUGUCCUCAUAAGGGUGGUGUCUUCUGAAGGGCCAAUGUUCACCGUCGCACGGUACGAAGCAGCCGUGCCGGAGAACGCCGCCAAGGGCACGCCCGUUGUGACAAAUUAG